UUUUAACUUAUAAAUUUCUUAUUCUCCUCUUUCCGAUUUGGUGGAAAUGCCAGAAUAUUCCAAAUAGAAAUAAGGAAAUUAAAGAUAAAUGUGUAGAUCAAAAUUAGUUGACUAAAUCAUUAAAUUAGAAAAUUUCUUGUAAAAACAUUUUCUAGAGGUUAGAAAAUGGUAUUUUAUGUUUGGUUCCAAAAACUUAAACAUGCAAUUUAAUAAAGAGAAGAGUUAACUUGUGUAUAAAGUUCGCGGCAUACGAUGAUUUUUUGCGCUAGAUACAUGUAAACACCAACAUGUUUUGAUCAAUUGACUUUAAUUUGGAAAUGAAACGUCAAAUCGUCGUGAUAUUUGCUUGCAAUCGUAAUCUAGCAUGAAGAAAAACAUGUACCACUUAACUAUUUUGCGAUGACAGAACUUACUCAGACACAUUCCAGAUAAUCAUUUUAUUAUGUUCAAUCUUAUAUUGAUCAAAAUUUAUGUCGAUAUAAUUUACUAUUAUUUAUUUAUCCUAAUCAGACUGUGUUCACAAAUGAAAUGAACAUAAAUUAACAUGUACUUGAGAAAAAAAUCAUGAGCUCAGAUAUUGAUGUUGAUAAAUGUGACAGCUCAUAGGUCAAUAUUGUAUAACUGAAUUUUAUAUUCAUAAAGAUAAAAAUAACAGUAAGAAAUUAAAGUCUAAAUUUAGACAAGAGGAAUGUUUAAGACAAAAAGAUGAAAUAAUGAAUCUGAUUGGCUGAAUCGCGGUUGUCAUGAACAAUAUAGCGUUUCAAAUGAAAUACGAACAUUUAAACUUAACAGUUACGUGAUAUGAGCUAUUGUACAAUGCCGCGGGCAAGUCAGGAAGAUCUGAUUCAUUCCUUUAAAAGCUAUUCGGACGUAACUAUGUUUCAUUAUACAAUACCAAAAGAAGUGCUUCGGGCUACGUGGCAAUUUGCCGCAUUUAUGGAUGAUCUCACAUGCCAACCACGAAAAGUUUACAUACACUUAAAGUUUGGUAGUUACCCAAUAAUUACCAAGAACAACAAUAUAUCUGUAAAAAAUAUGUAUACUGAACAUGAUGAUAGUAUUAUAGUUACUACCAUCACAACUUAUCAGUCAAAAAAUACAACUCUUGUUCCGGUUUACGGACCGCAACCUGGUGAUUGGUUUGUAGCAGCUUACAUGCCUUACUGGAAUGAGAAAGUACAACAACAGGGACUUGAACAUAAAUGUCAAUAUAGUAUAGGUACAGUAGUAUUGUGGUCACAGGAAGAUAAUAUCGAAAACAUACCCGUUGGUUAUAAACAAACAUUACGAACAAGUGCAACGACAACUUACUAUAAAAUAUAUAUUCCAUCAAAAACAUGGAGCUUUCGUUUGUCAGUUUGGAACUGCAGCUUCACAUUACGGAAUCUUCGUGAUAUUCGUGAAUCUUGUAUCGACUCUAUAUCUUUGAGAGGACGUGCUUUGCCAAUACUUAAUCAGUCUCAUUCUAUAAAAUUAAAAAAUCUGACAAUGAACACUAAUUACACUUUCGUAGAAUCGUCUCCAUACGAAGACAGCUACUAUUAUUUAUCGAUUGUCUCUAAUAGUGUCAUAGAAUUUAACGUCAAGAUUGAUAUAUCAGAAUGCCCUAUUAAGUUGACAGAAAAAUUUUUUACAAGAGAAUAUAUUAAUACUGUUUCAAGUUCUAAUUCGGUAAAAGGACACACCAAAGACUUAAUAAAACACAAAUGGUAUUACCAAGAAACCAAUGUUAGUAGCUUUUACAGCAGAGAUGAAUUUUAUAAAAAAAAUAAAGCAUAUGAGACUGAUAAUUUAUGCGUGCCAAGACAUCAAUUGGUUCGUGUUAAAUAUGCACAGACAUUUUCAUCUGUUUAUUUCUUACAAGGAGAAGAGUGGUUAAGUUCACGGCUAAUGUUAACCGAUUCAGUUCCAGUAAUGCUGCAAUUUGAUAUUUUACCAUUAAUAGACAUUGGUGGCAUACUUGAUAUUAACUUACAUCUAGAAGUAAACAAGAUGUCAUUAAAACAAUCAGUUGUAAUAACAAUAUGCAUUCAAAGAGGACGUGUACCCAAAUUGGAAAACUAUAAGUGUCAAAGUGAAGCUUUAUCACUGUAUUUAUCUUCGUUAGACAAGCAAAACACUAAUUUAUCAAUAGCAUAUCCGCAACCAGAUACAUGGUAUAUUAUUACCCAUGCAAGAUGUUAUAAUUAUGAUAAUCCUACAUUUUGUCAAGUAAAAGAAAUUUUUGUACUAAUGAACAUUCGUACAAAAAAUUGUAUGCAUUCCAAUCAAAGCCCCUGCGGUAAUCAUGGCAUUUGUCAAGAAAUUCAAAAAAACAUUCUUCAUUAUGCAACGUGCAAUUGUUUUAAGGGUACUAAUAUUAUAUCAAUACGAAGUUACACAGGAUGGGAUUGCACUGAAGUUCCGAACACUAUUCCGAUCAUGUCUUCUCUGAUAAGCACUGUUUUGCUUAUUUUGAGCAAUAUAUUUUUCAUACCAGCUAUAUAUAUAGCAGUCAAACGCGACCUCUAUGCAGAAGGUUUAGUCUAUUUAACUACUAUGAUAUUCUCAUCUAUUUAUCAUGCCUGUGAUCAAAAUGGACAAUUCUGCAUUGCAAAGUAUGAAAUUUUACAAUACAGUGACUUCUUCUCGAGUAUUCUGGCAUUUUGGGUGACACUAGUAGCAAUGGCAGAAUUGCCAACAAAUUUCAUACCGUUGUGUCACAUGGCUGGAGUAUUUGUGAUUAAUUUUGUUGUACAAAUUGAUAGGAUGCGUCUAAUUAGUAUAUUGAUACCGCUAUCUAUGGGCAUUGCAAUACCGAUUUUCAGAUGUAUUUACAAAAGUCUUCAGUUUAGAGAAUGUAAGAAACCAAGUCGAAAACUACUAUUUGGUUUGCUAUUGGUUCUUGCAGGAUUAUUACUUUAUUCCUUCAGUGAAACAGAGGAAAACUAUCAAUAUGUUCAUAGCAUUUGGCACAUAGUUAUGGCUACAUCGUUAAUAUUCUUGUUACCAUCAGCAAAACUGAAGAGGACAACGUCAUUAAGAAGUAUUACCUUUUACAAUUACAGUGAGUCAACAUGGAGCUACAAAGAGUCUUAUAGUAUUCCUACAUUUACAAUAAUUGAUCAGGAAAAUCACACAAUUGCGCCGAAUUGAAUAUUAUGUGGUAGAAUCUUUAUGCUUUUAUAGUUCUGCUUACUUUUUUGUUUUCCACAUUUUGUAGUUUAUGAUAAUUAUUUAUAAAGUCUUAUUUGUAUCUACUUACUUUCAAUAAGUAUUGCUCAAUUAUCAACAAUUUCUAUAUUAGAACUAGCAACAGCACGGUUCGGAUUCUAUCUAAAACUGUAGGUUCUGUAAGAACUGAAACUGAAGCUUGAGACUCUAAAUAAGUAAUACUUGAAAUAUACACUUAGUCAAUUGCAGAUUGGCAUAUGUUAGAGGCGGAUUGUUGGAGCCGCUUAAUUUUUCUUCUAAAAAAGAAAAUGAAGUUGGGUUUUAAAGAAUUUAAAGAAACAAUUUGUUAAUAAUUGCGUUUCAAAACUCACUGUCAGUACUGAAAAUCUAUAGUUUAAACACUGCCAUUACUGAAAAUCUAAAGUUUACGUGACAUACAUAAUAGAUUUUCAGUAUUAGAUAGUGAAUAAACGGAACGCAACUAGAAUAGCAACAUUAGCAUGCACAACUAUACGUGCUACAACUAUACGUUGAAGUCUGAUUUGCGGAAGAGCAACGCUCUAUAUCUGAAAUAUAGUACAUACAUAAAAUAUAAAAGUGUUUUAACAACCGACAGUUAAACAAAGUUUAUAAUUGUAUACAUAGAUUUUCAAGGUUGCAUGAGAUUUUUACAUUGAAACUUCCAUUUUAUUGAAUAAAACCAAUAUUCGAUAAGUUUAGAAUAAAUGCUCAGAACGAAACCCCAUCCUCUGUACCUUCUUACAUAAACAUAAACAAAAAUAACAAACCUUGGAAAUGUGGAAAAUACUAAAAAAAGCCAAAGAUGCGUAAAAGUUCUAGACUGCGUUCCGUUUCACGCAUAUGCGCGCAUGUAUUUAUAGUACACGUUACGUAUAGUAUAGAUAAAUGCGCGCAUAUGCGUGAAACGCAGCUCUAAUGUAGAACCGCGCGCUCAUAUCGCUACAGUCUAACCUAACCUAACCUAACCUGUCAAUAUAACAAAUGUUCUACCAAAGCUUUUUUUGCCGGAGUCUUUUGUUUCAUACAAAACCGCACCAAAUGAGCAUAAAUUUAAUAUUAGUGGUUAGGCUUGUAAAUAUUUACCAAUUAAAGAAAGAGUUUUGUCAUUGAUAAGAAAAGAAAUUUUGGUUGUUAACAUUAAGUACCAUAAAUAAGUCGACACAUUGAAUUAUGUAGAAUGCUGUAAAUCAGACAAUCAAAGGGAUCAUUUACUGGUCUCUACUACAAUCAUGUCUCAUGAACGAAGAUCAAAAGGACCCUACUUGGCAGACAUUUACGUCAUGAAAAAAGUCACAUGUCCACUCUCGACACUUAAUCGGCUCGUUCAAUCAACGCUUAGUUCAAUUUAAUCUCAUCUUCUUGCUUGCUCUGUGCUCACAAUUGUGAGACAUUACAAUCAUAAAGAAUUGUAUUUUAUUAAUUUGUUACACUUCAAAAAGAGUUAACACAUAUAGUCUAGAUUUUUAGUAUUUAAAAAGAAAUAUACAUAUAUAUACAUAUAUAUAUAUAUUAUGUGUAAAUAUGUCAAAAAUUAAAUUUUAUCUAAAUUUUUUAAAUUAAAUUAUUUUCCGUACAUACCUCUUUUAUAACUUGAAACACUUGAUGAAUCGAGACCUCUAUGGCCGGUGAUUGAUAGUCUGAUCUUAUAUUUAAGUUCGUUUUAAGUUCAUCUUGAGAUGCCACAGAUUUGUGAUGCAAUAUUGUUCGUAACAUUUCAGCACAAAUGCAACAGAAUCUGUCAUCAAGAGUUCGUUAACAAAAUGAAAUAAAAUUAUAUAUACAAGGUAUUUGAAACUUUUUGACACCGAAGAUAGAUUUGAUCAUUUGGAAUAGAAAAAUCACGAUAACAAGCCAACACCAGAUGUUCGGGUACAAUUAUUUUUUA
Messenger RNA from Pseudomyrmex gracilis, 5059 nucleotides. Its product is annotated as transmembrane protein 8A-like. Gene Ontology annotation, cellular component: plasma membrane. NCBI's taxonomy places the organism in Eukaryota, Metazoa, Arthropoda, Insecta, Hymenoptera, Formicidae. The transcript is spliced from 13 exons. Bases 802 to 3135 code for a protein of 777 amino acids. The record is from RefSeq and is a predicted model, not a curated record.